Messenger RNA from Gambusia affinis (western mosquitofish), 6514 nucleotides. Its product is annotated as protein MTSS 1-like. Gene Ontology annotation, cellular component: cytoplasmic side of plasma membrane; actin cytoskeleton. Gene Ontology annotation, molecular function: phospholipid binding; actin binding. Gene Ontology annotation, biological process: plasma membrane organization; positive regulation of actin filament bundle assembly; adherens junction maintenance. The transcript is spliced from 16 exons. The record is from RefSeq and is a predicted model, not a curated record. Bases 351 to 2711 code for a protein of 786 amino acids. Lineage: Eukaryota; Metazoa; Chordata; Actinopteri; Cyprinodontiformes; Poeciliidae.
GGUCCCCUGUCUUGGUGCCUGAGGCGCAGCUCUGUGGAAAGUUGCUCCUCUCUCCGGCGGUGUCGCGCUCCUCUCUGCUGUCACUUCACUUCCCACCUCCGUCAUGCCUCUCCUCCUCCUGCUGCAGACAUGGGAGUUACCGGCUACGACUGGAAACUAACCAACUCUGCUGCGCCUUCUGUCCGAGUUCAGGGCUCCAUCACCAGCCGGGGACACCCCGCAGCGCGAAGCUGAGCCUUUCCUUAUCAGUUCCACCCUUUUCUGUGAUUUGUUCGUUUGGUUCCACGUCAUUAAUGGACUCCGGGAGCUGCGUGUGAGAUUGUUUGCAAUUUCCGUUCACGCAGCUGAAGAUGGAGACGGUGAUGGAGAGGGAGUGCAGCGCGCUGGGGGGGCUUUUCCAGACUGUCAUUGGAGACAUGAAGGGCAGCUACCCUGUCUGGGAUGACUUCAUCAGCAAAGCCAACAAACUGCAAACACAACUAAGGACGACGGUUGUCGCAGUAGCCGCUUUCCUGGAUGCAUUUCAGAAAGUGGCUGAUCUGGCAACUAACAGUCGAGGAGGGACCAGGGAUAUCGGUUCAGCGCUCACCAGGAUGUGCAUGAGGCAUCGCAGCAUUGAGGCCAAGCUCCGUCAGUUUUCCAUGGUGUUUCUGGACUGCCUGAUUAACCCUCUCCAGGAGCAGAUGGAGGAGUGGAAGAGGGUGGCCAAUACUCUGGACAAAGACCAUGCCAAAGAGUAUAAAAAAGCCCGUCAGGAGAUCAAAAAGAGAUCAUCAGACACUUUGAAGCUGCAGAAGAAAGCAAAGAAAGCUGAUUUUUUUGGUCGCGGAGACCUUCAGCCCCAGCUGGACAGCGCCAUGCAGGACAUCAGCGAUAAGUACCUGCUGCUGGAGGAGACGGAGAAGCAGGCGGUGCGGAGGGCGUUGGUGGAGGAAAGAAGCCGUUUCUGCAUUUUUGUCUCCAUGCUGCGGCCAGUCGUGGAUGAGGAGAUGUCCAUGCUGGGGGAGAUCACCCACCUCCAGACUCUCACAGAUGAUUUGAAGAUCCUGACCAUGGACCCACACAAGCUGCCUGCCUCCAGUGAGCAGGUAAUUGUAGACCUGAAGGGCUCGGAGUGCACCUGGUCUUACCAAACCCCUCCCUCCUCUCCAAGCACCACCGUAUCUAGGAAGUCCAGCAUGUGCAGCCUGAACAGCGUGAACAGCAGCGACUCUCGCUCCAGCGGCUCACACUGCCACUCCCCCACCUCCCACUUUCGUUACCGUGCCUCCUCAUCAUCAUCUUCCUCGGUGUUGCCCCAGCAGACGCCGGCCCGUCUCUCUUCGGUCUCCUCCCAUGACUCUGGCUUUAUUUCCCAGGAUGCCUACCAGUCCAAAUCCCCUUCACCGAUGCCUCCAGACAACUUGCAGUCUGUCAAUGAGGAGUCUUCCUCUUCCUCUUCCUCCCCCUCACAUCCUGAGCCCAGCUCCGGGCAACAACAGUUGCCAAACGGCUUUGACCAUCACGCUGCCCUCUGUCUUCACGGAGUGGUCCUGCAGGGCCCGGACACCCACCUCCACCCUUCAUACUUCACCUAUUCCUCUUCCUCCACCACCACCUCCCCCAUCUCCUCGCCCUCCUAUCAGUGUGUUUCACCUACCUGGGCGUGGUCUCGCUCGGGUUUCAGCCAAAUGGGAGAGCUCUCGCCUCCCGGCCCGUCAGGGAUUGGAGUGAUCCCAUCAUCCAGAGUCCCGUCCUGGAAGGACUGGGCCAAACCAGGUCCGUACGACCAGCCAAUGGUUAACACUCUGAGGCGGAGUAAAGACAGGAGAGAUACUACAGAUCCCAGCAGCCACCAAGGCUCUGUUGUCACCACUCCAGUUGAGGACCAACCGGGGAUUAAAGGAAACCACACUGUGAUGUCUUCAAAAGGGGAGAAGGAGGCUCAUGAGGAGCUGGCCAGAGCGCUGGCCCGAGGCCUCCACCUGGACAUCCACGGCUCCAGUAGGGACUCGCUGCAGGGCUCCAGUGGCUACAGCAGUCAGACCAACACACCCUGCUGCUCAGAGGACACCAUCCCCUCACAAGUGUCAGACUGCGACUACUACUCUGUUGGUGCUGAUCAGGAGGGUGAGCAUCAGUCAGACUUCGAUAAGUCCUCAACUAUCCCGAGGAACAGUGACAUCAGUCAGUCCUACCGCCGCAUGUUUCAGUCCAAGCGCCCAGCUUCCACUGCCGGUCUGCCUUCUAAUCACUCAGCCAUCAUUACCCCUGGGGUGGCUACAAUUCGACGGACUCCAUCAUCCAAACCCAACUUACGUCGACCCUCUGGGGGCCUGAACUUGGGUCCCAUUCCUAUCAAGCCCCCUAUGAUCCCAGUGAAAACCCCUACUGUGCCUGAACAUCCUGGUUUCCCAAGCAGAGCAGAAGAUGGUAAUACACCACGGACCCCAUUAAGCCCCCCAACCACCCCUUUGUCACCUAGCAGCAACGAGCCGCUGUCACCAAAGUCUGUCGCCUGGGGAACCCAGCAGCAGGACGACGGAUCAGAUCCUCCUACCCCACCGCCUCAGCCGGGCGGUCGGCUGACAGAAUGGGAACGCCGGCCUCUCCCUGAGCUUCUGGAGGAGACGGAGUACUGCGAGAUGGAGGACUUUCUGGUGACUAUCCGGCGAGGUGUUAAACUCAAGAAGACGAUGUCCAAUGACCGAUCGGCUCCCAUUAUUCAAUGAAACCACCAGGGUCAACUGGACUACACAAUCUGUCACUUUCACAAUAUUGUCUUGAAAGGACAGAAAAUGGCUGUAGUGAGUAAGAGUUACAACCUGAAAUUGUGCCAAAAUAGUUGGAAGUUGCCCUGAGACUGACCGAAGAUCAGUUUGAGUGUAAGGAAAUAAUGGAAACAAGAAACUUUGACCAUUGGCACCUUGGACGAGUCUGCUUUGCUGUACAUGGUUUCACAAAGAGGACAAUCCGCUAAAAAACAAGGAAAGUUGGUCUUAUUCCAUUUUACAAACAAGCAUACAUGCUGAGAACUCCAACACUUGUUUUAAAUUAGGGAAAGUUUGAUCAGAAUCAAGCAGGAGGUAUAGAAAGACCAUUUUAGGAGUCUUAGUUGCAUUUGACCAGUGAAAUAUCCUGUAAGGGAUUACUACAAUGGUCACUGAUCUGAGAUUUUUCCAUCAGGGCAACUUCAAGAUGUAAAAGAAGGGAAAUGGUUUACUUGUGGAUUUUGAGAGAGUUGGAUAAAGUCUUUCUGGUAGAGGAAAAUGCUUAAAUGAAAUGGAAAGAGAUGAAGAUUAAAUAGAAAGAUUCUGAGCAACUGAGCAAUUUCAAAAGAUUGACUGAUUCUGUGUAUGUAAAUAUUCAAAUUUCUUUUGUUCUUAGCUCAUUUCACAUCCUCAUAGUUACCCUUUUUCAAAUUAAUGUGCCAAAACACCCCAAAAUAAUUUCCAUGUACCUGAAAUGAUACCAGUUUUGUGUAACCGGUUUUCUGUUUUGUAUAUGUAGGGUAGCAAAUAGAGUGAAAUCCUUCACUACAAAUGGUUUAAUGCUACAGUUAAACAGUAGACUGCCCUGCAUGAUGUUACAAUUUAAGUCAUUUUUAGAUUUUAAAGUGAAAUAAAUCCCAGCAUUGAUUGCAGUUCAGUAGGCUAAAUCUGCUUUACCUGAGUAAACCAAUCCAUGCCUGUAAACUUAAAAUUAAGAAAAAAAAUUAGGUACUGUUAAAUAUUUAUUUUUUGCAAUCUAGGUUUAACUUUUGUUUUAAAGAUUUUUUUUCUGUAAAGCACUUUGAAUAAUUCAGACAAAUUAAAAAACUGCAACAGUUAGUGAUGAAUUACUGCAAACUGUAAAACUUUAUGUGCCAACGUUACUGUAUGUGUUAGCAUACGUAGCACUACUAGAGGCUGUUGCGGCCUUUCUCUGGUAAUUGGAGUAAAUUGUAUUGGUCUGUUGUGGUGAAGCCUUUGUGCUGAUAUUAGCUGGCACUGGUGUAAGCAGUAGUGGAAAAUAUUUUAGUAAAAACAUUAUUUAGUCAGACUUUAAAGUUUAGUAGCGUGCUACAGUAAACAGAGUAUUAAAGCAAAUCAUAUAAAUAUGUGAGGAUUUGAAAUAGAGAUUUUCUGGGGACAAUCAUAAAAAAUUUUAAUUGCAUUAAAAUGUUAUUUUAGUUUAGUUUUAAACUUGGUGACAAUGUGCUGAAAGCCUUUCAAAGAAAGCUUUAGUAGAUUGGAAAAUCAAACAAAUUAUUAUUAUUUUUUUUGCAAUUAUUUAGUGGAUGAAAAACCUUGCAUUAAGAAAUUGUAAUUUACAAAAUUGCCACUGUCCUAAUUAUCGGAAACACUAAAAAUUCUUUUGAAAAUGGAUGUUAUGGAGGUUUUUUAGAUUUAUACUUUUUUAUGUUGAUCAAUGUUUUUAGGAAAUUUUAAUUAUUAAUCCAAGACUUCCUGGUUCUGUUGGGUAUAAACAGGACAUAUCAGAGGCCCAUUCCCCAGCCAGAGAAAUGCCAUUUGGGUAAGGCAGAUGUAUGUUGACAUACAGUCAGAAAGAGAGUCUCAUAAAAAUAGAUACUUGCCUAACUUUGCCCAUACCUACAGUCAGAGCAAUAAAGAAAAUAACUAGAACUGUGACAAAUCUAACUUGCCAACAUACACGGUGAGGAGGGUAAGAACAAAAAGUUAGAGAAAUCAAAAAAGUGCUUCUCUAGUGCCUGAUUUCGACUAAGCGAUACGGCACAAGUACUUCAGAGGUGUCAUGCAUUGGGGGAACUGCUGUGGAUUUAUUGGGUUUCUAAUUCCUUCAACUCUUACAUUUCCACCACUGAGACACAACGGUUAAAUUGUCCUGUCUUAAAAUCUCAUUUUGAAAGUAAAGAUUCAGUCUCACCCAAUUUUUCCUUCUAACUGUAUGUUUAUCUGCUAGAUUUUUAAUAAUCAAAAAGGUUUAUAGGUUGGCAUUAGUGAGUAAACAACACAAAAACCUCCUUGUGCUGCCAGAAACUGCUAUAAAGUGGCAUCUUCACACAUUUAAAUUAUUUAUUCUUUUAAAUAUAUAUACUGUAUAUGCAUUUACAUUUCUAAAUUACCAGCUGUACUUUUACAGUAUAUGAAACCUAUAUAGAUAGUUAAUAUGCAUGAUAAUUCAUGCCUUUUUUUGGUUCAUAAUUUUCCACUAGAACUCCUCCCCUUAGCAUCACUCUAAAGGACCCCAUUUUCUAUUCCACCCUGUAAUGUUCCAUAUGAAUCACAAAUGUGUCAUAUUUCUUGUGACUGCUGUGUCUGAGAACUCAAGCCUGUCCUGUUUCCCACUCCAGGUUUACAAAAACAGUUGUGUAGCUGAUGCGAUACCAAGCGAAUGAAGCUGAAUGUUUGAGCCUGUGACCAACCAACAGUGGGUGAUUUUCCUACUGAGGAUUAGACGAGUAUUAGGAGUUACCUCCAGUUGUAGCGUUAAAAUAUUCUGCUUGAUUAUCUGCACCGUUCCUCAGUGUGUUCUGUCAGAAAUGUUAUUUAAAGUUUAACUCAAGUUGGAUCUACAACCAUUUUUGUCCUGUGCUCGGCGUGUUUACAUGCCAUUUCCGUCAGUGUCUCCUUAAAACCCUUUAACAUUUGGCCUUUAACACAAGCUGCCAAAUUUUUUUACAGUGUAUGCUGAAUAAUCCUCUGAAUUUAGGUUUUGUAUGCUUUUCUUACUUCAGGUGCUCCUCUGUGAAGCUUUGCAAUCACUCCAUUGAUAAAUUGUUCCAGCUAUUUAUUUUCAACUGAUUAGUUUUUUGACUGUAAAGUUAUCGUUUUCCCCAGUAAAAUUUUUAUUUUAGAUUUAUUAUAGGCUUAUUGUGGGCUACCUGCUGUACAUUCUGGCAUUUGUACAUUUAUAUAAAUGUUCUAAUUGUACACAAUUAGAACAUUUCAGUUGAUUUGACUAAAACCUUUGAACAGUAAGACAAGCAUGCCGUCUUGGGAACAUUGAUUUUGUGGUUUGGAGGUGGGUUAUGUGUGAAGAGAUAGAUGCUAAGAAAAUAUUUGAUAAAAGUCUUAGAAUUCUUGUUUGAGUUUUUUUCUUUUUGGCUUACAUUUUUUAUUUUUUUUAUUUUUCUACUAUAAAUUUGAAAUUUAAGCACUCAGUGAUAGCAGUAAAAAUUGACAUCAAGAAGAACAGAUUCCUAACAAAACAGAUGCUACCAUUAAAUCAAGAAAGUAAACAUUCUGUUAAGACUUGCUAACAGUUUAAAAGUAAAAAAAAAAAAACCUACUCUGGGAUAUAAGUACUAAACUCCUAGCCUAUUUGUCAAACCUACCUCCAUACAAGUUAAACUGAAAUUACUUCAAAUGUCCACAAUCAUAUCCUUACUAAUGCUAACAAUGUUGGAUGAGACAUGCUUGUUUUUUCUCUCUUUGGUAAGUUUUUGAAUAUCUGAUUUUCUUAUUCCAGUUAUUUCAUUCAGUUGUCACACGAAUGUAAAUUUUUCUACCGUUAACUCAGAUGAAUAAAUUCCCCACGGGCUUUUAACAUAAUAAAGAGUAAAGCUGGAUAU